AGCAGCAAUGAGAGACAUUUUGCUCCCUCAGAUAAUUUAGUCAGCGGUUUCACGCACACCUUCUGAGCAUGCUCAGUGGUAUCGAUUUCAUAUCAACAAACAUGGCGAACACACGCCAUUCUAGAAGUAAAAGAGUCGACUAUAAGGCUUUAAACUCAUUUUCUUCCGCUGAUAUCCAUGAUAAACUUACUACAAGGAAACGGCAUAUAUGUGGGUCUCGAAUAUAUCAAGUUGAAAGAAUCAUAAGCCGGCGAUCRACAAAGAACAAGGAUUUUGAAUACCUAAUAAAGUGGGAGAACUGGCCACUUUGGACUUGCACAUGGGAGCCCUCAAUACAUUUAGACGACCAUCUUAUCAGGGCAUACGAGAAUCCUCCAGUGACUCCUCAAAGAAUACAGUACAGUGCGGCUUUGUUAUUGGAAGCAAUUUUAUCGAUUCUGAAAUCCAAUKCCACGAAGAUACUUUAUUCUGUUGAAGUUAGGAUAGAUCAUGAUGUUAUAAGRCAUGUAUUCUGUGGAAAAGGCAGAGAAACGGCUGACAAACGUUAUAUGAUGUAUGAAAAAGAUGAUUUUAGAAAAUUAAACCUUCCAGACUUCUGGUAUUAUUAUAUAAAUGAACUUGGUCAAGGGAUUAAAGUUGAUUUCCCAAUGAAGUUGAAGACUGUUCUAAAUAUGGGUAAAAAACGACAUUUAUACUCUAAUGGUCGAGUUAAACCAGCUCCUAGCUCUCCAAUAGAAAAAGUAUUUCUUAUUAUAAAUAGGAAGGCUUGUGAUAUUAACAACAUUUGAUUUUUAUUUUGAUAUUACUUUUAUAUACAUGUAAUAAUUAGCUUACAAUAAAUAAUGAAAURCAAUAAAUAAUUGAUUAAAUUAUUGUAUAGAAUAUAAAUAGAUUUCUUUUGAUAUAAAUAGAUARAUAUCAUAAGAUACUCUUGAAAAAUUAAUUAGA
Molecule: messenger RNA, 948 nt
Organism: Exaiptasia diaphana
Lineage: Eukaryota; Metazoa; Cnidaria; Anthozoa; Actiniaria; Aiptasiidae
Exons: 3
Coding region: 69-788 (239 amino acids)
Source: RefSeq, a predicted model, not a curated record